AUGCAUGGCCUUGUGCCCGUCGCUCUUCCCAACGCGCCAGACGCUGAUAUUGGCAAGACUGCUGGUAGCAAUGCAUUCGCUGCCUUAUGGACCCCCUCGAAAGCUGCUGCACUCGACGCGGCCAAUGUGCCCCGGGCGAGGACGCAUCGUGCAUGGGAGCGCAAGGCAACCCAGUCAAGAGGCGCGGAUGGCAAGGUGAAAACGGUGUGGAAGAGAUAUGGCCUGCGCUCACGGCAGCCCGAUCUUCUCGAAGCAGAGAGCCAAGGGAAACAACGUAAUAAGAUAGAAGAUGGUGUAGAUAUCGCUGCAGGGACUGCAGACAGAUCUCCCGUCAGGAUCGUGAAAAAGUCCCGGCUUGCAAGCCCUGUGAAGGCGGGCUGCAGCGGUGGGAGCACGGGCAAGAGGAAAAGCAGUGCAACGCGAUAUGAAAGGCGCAAGAGUGGCUACCGGCGGAAACCUUUGUCGAGCCUUGCCCUUGGCACGUCAGCUAUGCCUGUUCUUCAAGUCUCAGAGAUAAAAGAAGCAGUUCAGGAUCCUGUAAAGGAAACUACAGUCAAGCAGCCUGACGCUCCCGGAGAGAUUGAUAUGGAACGAGAUCAUAAGGAUACAUCAGAACAGGAGGACUCCAUGUGUGAAGCGGCUGAGGCACAGCUGCUCAAUGAAGCGGGCUUGGAGCCAAUACCUGCAGACUUUGCCAUUUCGCCCGUUAAAUAUCCCAUACAAAUCGCUCAGGAUUCACCCUCGGAUGUCGAGAAAACACUCCCAGGCGCGACGAUGGAAGAGUCUCAGGAUGCGAGCUUUGUCACUGUGGACGAGCAAAUUGAGACUUUUAGUGACGCGGUUCAGUAUCCCGCUCUUGAUCGCACGAACUCCUCAGAAGACUCGCUCAUCUCAAGAUCCGUUGGGGAGGCGGCUGAAUCGCAGUCCGAGAGGACGGCAGCCGUAAUUCAAGCUGGAGAACAGUCGUGGGCAAAGAACUCCGUACGCUCGAUCAUAUAUCCUUCAUUGGAUAUCUUUGGAUUUUGUAAUGAGGAAUGCCAUUCUCCGCAAGAAGAACAGUCUCCGACGCAAUCGAAUACUGGCUGUGCUGAUACUAGUUCAGCCGAGACGUUUACGAUAUCCCUCAAUGACGAGACGGUUAAUUUAGGCGCGCUUCUUGCUAAGAAUGAAAACCUUUCUGCUAGAGUUACAGAAAACGAGAUUCACCUGGAAGUCGCCGAGCCGGGUGAUGAGUAUGAAGACUCGGCGCUGGCACCGGAUGCUACAGAAGAAACAAAGGAUAAUGAAUCCCCUGACAACAGCCCCGAUGAGCUGUCUAUGGAUCCUGAUGCUACAGAUACCUUGACUGAGACCAGCACAGAUACAUUUACGCAUCUGGAAGAUGACAGAGCCAAGCUGAGCUCAUUUUUGCGGCGCGUUGCUGCUGCGAAAGAGAAGAAGACGGCUAGUGUUUCUAGACGUGAAUCUCUUCAGAAUCGGCGGGACUCCGACGUCGUCAGAAAAGCGCUAGCAUCACCCCGUCAAGCGCUCGAAGACAAAGACACGAAUCAAUCCCCGCAACGAGCAUCUAGAGCCACCAUAGAAUCCAGCCUUGAUAUCGAAAAGGUUCUCAACAGCCCAGUUGUAAAGCCCCUAAACACACGCCCAGCUCUAGACCACGAAGAACAAGACGAGCUAUCAGCGGAGAUUCAGACCGGCUCGCCAAGGCGACGAAGCUCACGAAGCACAAGAUCCAAGUUGCCACACUUUUCAAACCAAACUACAGGUAUUGCGCCCAGCAAGAUUUCUGUGCGCACGGACGGUGGCGAGAAGGUGAAUCUGAACCGUACAGAGGCACAGCAGCUUGCCGAUCUCGUCAGACGAAAUACUAAGAAAAACAAGGGAUCAUCACUCCCUGCUCCCCAACGUCUUGCGAAGCUCAAGCUUGAAGCUCUUGCAACCAUUGUCGACAACAGCUCUCCUGUCGUAGACAAAUUUAUCAAGCGUGGUGUCAAGACGGUUACGUGGCGGGAACAGCUUACGGAAUAUGCAACAAGCAUCGCCACUGCUGACCUCGAAGCCGACGAUGCAACGGCCCCUUUAACAGAAGAUGUCAUAUCUAGAACUGAACCCAAGAAGAAAGCCAACCAAGGAACCCCGAGAAUGCGUAAACUGAAGUCAUUAGGUGGAGUGAAUGGCACCCCAGCGAGAAACGUGCUUCAGUCAAUUCAACUUCCCGAUGAUGUUGAAGACGACAAACAGCCCAAGAUUGCCACUGCUACGUGUGCGAAUGCAAAAAAGAAGCGUAGCAUGAUUGCCCCAGCUGCAGCAGCUCCAAAUGAGGAGGUUCCGCCCAACUUAACAGCAGCGGACGAAGAAGAGAAGAAAUUCCAAAGAAAGAGCAAAUUACCUCCACCGAAGAAGCUGAACCUGAACCCAAGUGUAAAUUCGCUGGGCGGUGUUUUCGGGUCUGCACUUCCAGUGCUUCAGGGCAAAGAAAACGGCGGUCUUAUCGCAAAUGGUUUGAACAGUCCAGCCAAGAAACCCAGCAAGAUCCCCGCACCGGCGAGCAUCAUGGGAUCGGCUCCUGUGAUGGGUACGGAUGCCACAAGUGGAUUGAGGCACCCCGUUAAACGAGUAAGGGGUGCUGUGGGAAGGAAGGUCUGA
This is a messenger RNA of Verruconis gallopava, 2646 nucleotides long. RefSeq lists its product as uncharacterized. Lineage: Eukaryota; Fungi; Ascomycota; Dothideomycetes; Venturiales; Sympoventuriaceae. The transcript has 2 exons. The record is from RefSeq and is a predicted model, not a curated record. Bases 1 to 2646 code for a protein of 881 amino acids.